AUGCUGAUACUCAAUUUAUCUGUCACCUUUCUCCUUACAGCGAUCUUGUCCCAGUGCACAUCUGCGACCAUCCAGCACGACAACCACCUUCCUCUGCUGAAUCUUCCGUACGGAACAUGGCGAGCACAUCAUUAUGAUCACGAUGUAGAUGUCUACACAUUCCGCAACAUCCGCUACGCUGCUCCCCCAGUGGGCGACCUGCGAUGGUCCAAGCCAACACCCCCUGAAUUCAUACCUGGUAUACAAAACGGCUCAUACGGGCAUAACUGCAUUCCUGCUCCUAUUCCUGGAAACUUCGAAAACCCGAUAUUCGAAAACAUCUCUAAGAAUGCCGCUGAAGACUGCCUCUUCCUCGAUGUCUACGUCCCGGGAAAGGCUCUUAAGGAACGAAACAGUUCAGUGCCCGUAGUCGUCUGGAUCCACGGCGGCGGGUAUGUCACCGGCUCCAAAGACCAGGCUAUCGAGUUGGGAUACUACGACGGCACAAGCCUUGUUCAACGCGGGGACAACGACCUGAUUGUUGUUUCCAUCAACUACCGUCUCGGCGGGUUUGGGUUCCUCGCCGGAGAACCUCUACUCAGUCAAGGAGAUUUCAACGCCGGUCUUCAUGACCAACGAGCUGCGCUAGAAUGGGUCCAGUCGUAUAUCCAUUUACUCGGCGGUGACCGCCAUAAUGUCUCCGCCUGGGGCCAGUCUGGUGGCGCGGGCUCUAUCAUAUACCACCUCAUUGCAGAAGGCGGAUCGCGGGAUCCGCUCUUUAGAAGGGCACUGCUGCAGAGUCCUGCCUUUGGUGUGAAUGCGAACCCGCCGGUGUAUAAGAAGAGAUUCGAGACUUUUGCUGCAGCUGCGGGAUGUCUAUCUAAGGGGGAGGAUUCACUCCGCUGUCUUCGCGCGGCGAAUAGUUCUGCCCUGGCCAAGGCAAAUGGGAAGGUAUUCGCAGGAGAAGCGUCUCCUGUUCCAGACGGGAAGUAUAUUCGGGGUCCUGCCCUGGUGGAGUACGCGAGAGGCAAUACCUGGAAAGACAUGGACUCUAUAAUAAACAGCCACGUCCUCGACGAAGCGAGUCUUUUCCUCCCUGAUCCAAUCCCAGGUGGCUUCCUGCAGUCGUUUAUCUCCGGCAGUCUCCCGCCAAACUCUACCGCUGGAACGAAACGCAUGGUGGAUUAUUACCAAGAGAACUACGCUAACUCGAGUAUGAAAGAGAAGGCUGCGGCAAUGUACUUUGACCUUAUCUUCAGCUGUAACAUGCGUGCCGUUCUUGAGGCAUACCCUGACAGCUCCUGGUCAAUGCAGUACAGUUUCAUUGAUGGUGUUAUUAACGGGACUCAUGGGUCGGAUGCACCUGCGACUUGGUAUAAUUCGGAGCUGCAGGGGUAUACGGAGCCGCUUUUUGAGAGGUUCCAGAGGUAUCUCACUAACCAUGCGAGGACGGCAGAUCCGAAUGUACCGCGGAGUGGGGAGUAUCACCUUGAAUACUGGCCAAGGGUUAGUGGGCUGGGUGAUGAGGUGCCUGGGAAUGUGCUUAAUGUGACGAACGGAGGAUUCAGGAUUAUAAAGGAUAGUCAGAUGUCUAGGGAUGUUUGCGAGAUUUGGAACGAGGUGCUUCUGGAUGCGGUGCAGUAA
Aspergillus puulaauensis is the source of this 1623-nucleotide messenger RNA. RefSeq lists its product as uncharacterized. The coding region runs from base 1 to 1623 and encodes 540 amino acids. The transcript has 3 exons. The record is from RefSeq and is a predicted model, not a curated record. Lineage: Eukaryota; Fungi; Ascomycota; Eurotiomycetes; Eurotiales; Aspergillaceae.